Molecule: messenger RNA, 825 nt
Organism: Clupea harengus (Atlantic herring)
Lineage: Eukaryota; Metazoa; Chordata; Actinopteri; Clupeiformes; Clupeidae
Gene: smyd3
Product: histone-lysine N-methyltransferase SMYD3-like
Exons: 5
Coding region: 166-816 (216 amino acids)
Cellular component (GO): nucleus
Molecular function (GO): protein binding
Source: RefSeq, a predicted model, not a curated record
GAAUGUUUCGUGAUUUUUUUAUUAAUACAUAUUGCACAUUGAAAGAAAUGUUCAUCUUGUUCUGAAGUAGUAUGCGCUAUCAAGUUCAUCUCUGGUGUUCUUGAAUCAGAGAGAACGCUGUAGGUCUCAUGCUGUCAAAGCUCUUGCUAAGCGUGGAAGUUUUGAAUGUUAGCACAUGAUAUGGCGCUUAAAAUUGAACGCUUUGCCUGUCCAGGUAAAGGGAAUGGUUUACGGGCUGUGCACAAAGUAAGGGCUGGCGAACUUCUGUUCAAAGCCAGUCCCUUAGCGUGCUGCAUUUCAAAGAAACGCCUGGCUACUGCAUGCCACAACUGUUUUAACACAACUGUAUCAAGGGCUGAAGGCCUGUUGAGAUGUUCCCAGUGCAAGAUGGCUCGAUACUGCAACGCUCGCUGCCAGAAGCAGGCCUGGUCUGAGCAUAAGAGAGAGUGCAGCCGCCUUAAGAGCCUCACACCCAGAAUCCCCCCAGACUCCGUCCGUCUGGCCGCCGGGAUCCUUUUCACAGAGCAGCUAGACACUACCCAGAAUGCAUCAGAAGAGCUGUACUCAUUAGAGGAACACCAGUCUCACCUGGCUGACAUGAGUGAGGAGAAGCAGGAGGGCCUGAAGCAGCUGUGUUUGGUGCUGCAGUUCCUCCUCCAGGAGGACAGAGGGCGCUCUCCCGAGACCUCACCGCCCCCCGGCCUCGACCUGCUCAACCUCCUCGCCAAGGUAGGUCACACCUUUACUCUUCUCAGCUCGCUGUGUGAGGGACAGUGGAACAGGUGUGUGUGUGUGUGCUCAAGAGAGACACCUUAAGACACCUAU